Messenger RNA from Trematomus bernacchii (emerald rockcod), 1525 nucleotides. RefSeq names its product protein shisa-like-2B. The transcript is spliced from 3 exons. Bases 59 to 589 code for a protein of 176 amino acids. NCBI's taxonomy places the organism in Eukaryota, Metazoa, Chordata, Actinopteri, Perciformes, Nototheniidae. The record is from RefSeq and is a predicted model, not a curated record.
GGGAGACGCGCAGCAGCAGAGCCGGCUUUAACGUGUGCCACACCGCAUCUGGCAGUCCAUGUGCGGACAGUGUGUGUCGGAUAUGAGCUCGGACUGUGAAGGUUACUACAGCGAGGCAGAUGUGCUCGUGGAGGGCUUCACGUGUCCGAAAGCGGACAGUGAUGCCACGGCACUUUUCUGCUGCGGGUUCAGUGACUUGAAGUACUGUUGCGAUGACCCCAACAGCUUCUUCCCUUACGAAUAUGGAUACAUGUGGUGGUUGAGUCUUGGAGCUCUUGUAGGUCUCUCUGUUGCAGCUGUGGUUCUUCUGGCCUUCAUCGUCACUCUGUGUGUCCUCUGCUAUCUGUUCAUCACCACUAAACCCAGAAGUCUGGACAAUGGGCUGCCACUCAGAGCUCCAGGCACUACAUCGAGUCCACAAGGACCAGGGCCAAGUCAUACCGCCCCACCUGCUGGUCCUGAAGGCUUCAGGAAACACUUCCAGAGGGGGAAGCUGGACUGUGACAACCAGCCUCCGGACCCUGACCGCCUUUUCCAGCGUUGUUUCAUGGCUACUGUGACCUCUAUCAAAGUCGAGGGUGCUACAUAGACUGGUAGACUACGUGACGUUUUAAUUGUGAAGACCAUUGGUGCAAGUCAAAGCUCAUCGGCCCAUUUCAAUACCUUUAAUUUCUGUAGCCUGCAUUUAAAACAAAUCUUGGCUACCCCCCAAGUUGAAUUUCUUGAACUCCGCGAUCGCGUGCACAUGGCUGCCCAUCAGCAACAACAAUGAUGGAAAGUUUUGAGAACAAGCUAAUAGUCCUGGUUCCCAAUUACCCACAGCUGUAUGAGGCGCCCAUGUGCUUGGGCAUCAGUCCUUCCCUCAACAGUCCAGAUCCAAAUAUGUCCUAUGAGUACUAUCAAAUAUUGCCAAUAAAAGCUGAAAAACAUUGAAAAGAAAUGUUGGCAACAGAUCAGUACCUGCACAAUUAAAGAAAAACAAGUCAGAGAAAAAGAUCUGUCAGUGCACAACAGGAAAUUAUGCCUGGGUUCUCUGGUGUGCCUUCACUGGAAUCCAUAAGCUACAUUGUUCAUUGCAAGAAGCUGAACAAAUUCCAUUCCCAUCAGCCUUACAAACACAUGUCAAAUCAGAUACUGUAUGAGAACUUGAUGAGAGCUAUUGGUUGCACGGCAACAAGUGGCACCUUAUGAGUGUCACAUGAAUUUCCGUUUGGUCAUCAAUGCAAUGCUAUUAGCUUAAUUCAACAGUUUAAAGUGAGAAAGCCACUUUAAAGCAAUGAGGACACGGGUUAUUUGGUUUCCUUCCAGAUUGCUUCUGAGGAAACACCGGAAGUCCGUCCCUCUAACCAGUCCCCGAAACACAAAAGUUCCGCCAUACUACUAAAUGCAUUGCUCAACCCCGUUAAUGAAAUGAAAAUAGACAGAUGUACAAAAUAAAGGCAUAUUCUAACUCUAAAUAAUAAUAAUUAUUAUAUUAAUGUGGUCACACAUCCCAGGGGUGCCACACAUGGUUGUGGAAGAUUUC